Capronia coronata CBS 617.96 is the source of this 366-nucleotide messenger RNA. RefSeq lists its product as uncharacterized. The coding region runs from base 1 to 366 and encodes 121 amino acids. The record is from RefSeq and is a predicted model, not a curated record. NCBI's taxonomy places the organism in Eukaryota, Fungi, Ascomycota, Eurotiomycetes, Chaetothyriales, Herpotrichiellaceae. The transcript has a single exon.
AUGGCCGACUUCGAGCCCAGAGUAUUCCUCUCGCCAUCCCUUGCAGAACCAGACACCAACAGCGGGGCCACACUGCCCUGGCUCGGCCCAGACUACAACAACGGCAACAUCAGUUUCGAGACUCAAUUCCAGGACUGGCAGAUUGAGAACCCGGCCGUGGUGCUGCAAGAGGUGCUCGGCGAGUUGUGGAAGAAAGUCGUCGACGGGAUCCAAGCCGAGUUCGGCGGGCUGCCCAUGUUGUCCUUGCACACUGUAGCGACCGCUGCAGCGCAUACCGACACACGAUCACCAGCCUCUUCCAAAUCCUCAUCUGGCGUGACCGUGACCGUGACAAGGACCGAGGACGUGUGCCGGUGCAACAGUUGA